Anguilla rostrata (American eel) is the source of this 4687-nucleotide messenger RNA. Its product is annotated as zinc finger protein 827-like. Gene Ontology annotation, cellular component: nucleus. The record is from RefSeq and is a predicted model, not a curated record. The transcript has 14 exons. The coding region runs from base 356 to 4417 and encodes 1353 amino acids. Lineage: Eukaryota; Metazoa; Chordata; Actinopteri; Anguilliformes; Anguillidae. Gene Ontology annotation, biological process: positive regulation of transcription by RNA polymerase II.
UUUGAAGAGACCUGCUGAGUGUGUACAAGAGAGAGAGGGAAUGUGUGUGUGCGUGUGCGAGAGAGCGGGGGGGAGUGUGUGUCUGCUCCGCUACUGCUGCCCUUUGAUCCCUGCAUUAGUGUUAGUUAGGGGCUCGGAGACACACACUUAGCUUCAGAGAGAGCAGCCAUAGUCAAGACACAGCAACACCACCCCCUUCUCCCGGGCUCCUAUUCCCAACAAUACACUCUAGACCGAGGACAGCCAGGUGCACGACAAGUCCCUGCCAUCCGCGCCUCGCUCACAAUUUCAAUGGACAAAAAUCAUUUUUGAUACUGAUCCCUAAACACGGAGGAGAAUGUGAAAAAGGGCGACAAUGCCCCGCAGGAAGCAGGACCAACCCAAGCGCCUGCCUUCGCAUGCUGAUGGACUUGAGGUGGGCGGGGCCAAGGGGCCGGCAGUGGAGGAGGACGGGUGGUUCGGGAACGCCUCGGACACGCCCUCCGAGUCCUCGUACGGGGACGAGGCCCCGCUGGAGCAGGACGCGUCGGGCGAGAGCUCGGCCGGGUGCCCCACGCCUGUUCCCCGGGCGUCCCUUGACCUCCUGGGGCUGGACAGGGAGGCGCUGAGGGCGGGACACGUCUCCGGCCAGGACACGCUCUCCUCCAUGGUGUCCUCGCUGUUCGGGGACGCCUCCCAGGCGCUGGGCUCCCCCAUGAGCAGCAACCUGCGUCGCCUCCUGGAGGCGGGGGAGCUCGCCGCGCAGGGGAGGGGCGGAGCCUCGCCCAACGCGCCCCUGGCCCUCUCCCCGUCCUCCAAUCACGCGCAGCAGCAGCUCAGCGCCCUGGCCCGCAAGCUGGCCGGCUCCGCCCACUCCGCCACGCCCUCCCCCGUGUCCGUCAAGCUGGAGCCUGGGGGGCGCUUCAGCCCGACGGCGGAUGCCAACGGCGGCCCGGCGUGGGCGGGGUCUUUGGAGGCGUGGCCUCCCGGCGGCUGCCACGCCCCCACCAGCCUGUCGCCGGACUCCGCCAUCCUGAAGCUGAAGGCGGCGGCCAACGCCGUCCUGCAGGACAAGGGGGCGGCGAUGGCGCUGUCCUCCUCUUCCUCGUCCUCCUCCUCCUCCUGCUCCUCCUCCGUGUCCUCCAUGGCCACCGAGGAGGCGGGGCGCUUCGACGCCUUCGCCUCCCCCUUCAGGACGCAGUCGGCCAGCUCCACGCUGGCGGCCCUCUCCAAGAAGGUGAGCGAGAGGAGCCAGUCCGGGGCCCAGCCCGAGGGCGCCCAGGGGACCUUCCUCUCGCUGGUCUCCAUGACGUCCUCCGCAGCGCUCCUGAAGGAGGUGGCGGCUCGCGCGGCCGGCUGCCUCCUGUCCGAUAAGAAGGAGCCGCCGCUGGUUCUGGGACCCCGGGAGGACGUCAAACCCCCGACGGACAAGAACCAGAACCAGAACCAGACCUUGGACCUGCUGCAGUCGGCACCCACAACCCCGAAGGGCAAGACCAAAGCCAGCAGCCAGGGAGGGUCCCCUGAUGAUGGAGGAAAGCCCUUUCAGUGCCCUGUGUGCGGCCUGGUCAUUAAGAGGAAGAGCUACUGGAAGAGACACAUGGUGAUCCACACCGGCGUCAAGAGUCACCAGUGUCCCCUGUGCCCCUUCCGCUGCGCCCGCAAAGACAAUCUCAAGUCCCACAUGAAGGUCCACCAGCACCAGGACCGCGGCGAGACAUUCCACUGCGAGCAGUGCCCCUUCACCUCCUCCCGCCACUUCAGCCUCAAGCUGCACAUGCGCUGCCACCAGCAGUGCCCCGGCAAGGAGGCCAGGGUGAAGGACGAGGUCACCAGCGACACCGAGGACGAGGGCGGGGCCCUGUCGCUGGGGGCGUCGGGGGGGCGGGGCUCCCCCCUCGAGCCGGACGCCGCCCGGCUCCUGGCGUCCCCCGAGGAGGCCCCGAACCACGCCCACGUCAAGGAGGAGCCCCUGGAACAGGAGGUGUCGGCUCUCUCCCCCUUCGCCCUGCACAGGGAGCGGCCCGCCAGCGUCGCCGGCUCCCCUGUCCCCCCCGCUGCCUCCCUCUUCAGCCCCAACAUGAGCGCCAAGACUGCCACCGACCUGCUCAUUAAGCUCUCAGCAGCGAACCAGAAGGAGGCCCUGAAGGGCCCGGUCUGUGUGAAGGAGGAGCCCCAGGCGGAGGGGACGGCGCGGCCGGCCCACGGUGCGCAGAGGCCCCGGGAGGCGGUGGGGGGGAAGAGCGGCCUGCUCUGCCAGGACAUCGGCAGCAAGGUGGCCUCCGAGCUGCUGAUGAAGCUGUCAGAGAACAAGAAGGAGGGGAGUUUCCAGCAGGUGACGGUGAAGGCGGAGCCCAUGGAAGUGGACCCCCCUCAGGAGCCCCCUCCGGCCCCCUCUCGCGUGCUGGGGUUCGGCACUUUGCCCGGGAGUGAAAAGGCCGACCCGCUGCCGGGCUUCCCCGAUGCCCUGGGCAGCCCACAGAGGGCGCUCUUCUGCGAGGACAUCUCCGUCAAGAUGGCCUCGGAACUCCUCUUCAAACUGUCAGAAAGAGUAAGCAAAACGAAAAACCACAAAGACAGCAGUAUGUUGGUCACGAGCAGCUCUUACUCUGAUGACCGCUUUGGACAAACUCCCUCCGACUCCAUCUCCAAGGCCUGCUCGUCCAGUGGAGCAAUGCUGCAUGAUUCGGGGCACUCAGAAGCAGAUGGGGGGGGCAGGACGGCCCCCUGGCGCAGGCAGGAGCAGCUGCACCCCUGCGGCGUGUGCGGGAAGGUGUUCGGCAGUCAGCAGACCCUCACGCGUCACCUAUCUGUGCACACAGAGGAGAAGUACAGGUGUCCCCUGUGCCCGUACGCGGCCAAGUGCAGAACCAGCCUCAAACGGCACCUCGUCAUCCACUCAGCCGAGCUCGGGAACGCCAACGCUGACGAUGACAUCACGGCCGCGAACACGGAGAAGAGCCAACACAGCAACUGCCCCUAUUACUACAGCUGCCUGAUGUGCGGCUUCCAGACGGAGCGGAACGCUCAGUUCGUCAGUCACAUGUCCCUGCACAUGGACCGCGAGCAGUGGAUGUUCUCCCUCUGCUGCACCGCCUGCGACUUCGUGUGCGGCGACGAGGUGGAGAUGAAGGCUCACGCCAACGCGGGCGGCCACGCGGGCCCGCCCCCGAGGAGCCCCCUGAGCGAGACCAAGAGCCCGUCCUCGUCCCUGUCCACCCUCAGCGACUCCGUCAACAGCUCCGAGCCCGGCGAGCCCGCGGCCCCGCCCUCCUCCGCCAGCAGCCAAUCCAGCUCCGGCAGCCUGUCGGGGUCGGGCGCCAAGGAGAGGCCGGAGAAAGGCGGCGGUGCGGAAGGUUUCGAGUGCGUCUUCUGCACCUUCGCCUGCGAGGCCAAGUCCGUGUACGAGCGCCACCUGCAGGCCCACCUGGUCUCCCGCAUGUUCGAGUGCGACGUCUGCCACAAGUUCCUCAAGACGCCCGAGCAGCUCCUGGAGCACAAGAAGUGCCACACCGCCCCCUCUGGUGGACUCAAGUGCCCCCUCUGCGCGUACUCCACCAGCCAGCCGGCCGCCCUGGACGGGCACCUGAAGACGCACUGCGAGUCGCGGUUCAGGUGCCGGAUCUGCCAGGCGGCGGAGAGCAGCCAGGCGGCCCUGGACCGCCACGUGCGCGGGCACCGGCUGGGCGGCCACUACCGGUGCGAGCAGUGCGGCUACGCCUCCAAGACGGCCAACAAGCUGAUCGAGCACGUGCGCGUGCACACGGGCGAGCGGCCCUACCGCUGCGACCGCUGCGGCUACUGCUGCCGGCGCAAGGACAACCUGAGCCUGCACAAGAGGCUGAAGCACGGCCAGCAGCCGCUGCGCUGCCCCCACUGCGCCUUCUCCUCCGCCAACCCCUGCGUCUUCAGCAGGCACGCCCGGAAGCACCGGGGCGGGGCCGGGGGCGGGGGAGGGGGCCGGGCGGCCUUCGGGGGGUGGGAGCUGAAGGGCGGGGGCGGGGCCGUGUUCGGGGGGCGGGACUGCGAGAGCGGGGGCGGGGCCUGCAGUCCCCUCCUCAGCAUGUCGGCCUCCCUGGCCCUGCAGUCGGUGGCGCUGUCCGUCACCAGCCGGCAGCAGGGCUCCUCCUCGCCGCUGGCCUCCUUGCUCUACCCGGCGCCCAACGGCCGCUCCCUCCCCUCCCUCUCCCCCUUCCCCUCCCUCUCCUCGCAGUACGAGCGGUACAGGACCUGCGACCCCGCCCACCUCAUCCCCCUGACCACGCUCUUCGGCUCUGCCCGCUUCGGGAGGGGCGAGGCGUUCCACGCCCUGUCUCCGCCCCCUUUCCCCAGACCACGCCCUGCCGGCUCCCCGGCCACGCCCUCCCGCUCCCCCACUUCGCUCAAGCACUCGUUCCUGGCUUACCUGGGACUGACGAAAAAGGUCCAGACUGUGUGACCCGCCCAUGACAGGAGUAGUGGGGAGACGAGCUGCUCCACUGAGUCCGGAAUUUUCCAAUCAAGAUAACGUAACAAACUGGAGAGAUGCUAUGCUAGGGGGAAAAUUAUAUAUAAAUACAACUACGGCUGUAUGUGCUUAAAGAAUUUAUAUCAGUGCUGCUUUGAAUCUCUCUCUCUUUUCCGUUAAAUUAUGUUGUUUUUUGGACGUUUUGUACGGUUUUGAAUGACAAGCACCCCAACGCUUUAUCUGAAAAAGAAAAAGACAAAA